AUAGUUUGGACUUUUGUGUAUGUCCUGAUUGUGAUCUUAAACAUUAUUGUUUUUAUAGAAUCACUGGCGGACUAAUGAUUAUUUUGAUUGGUGGAGCUGCUCGAUAUGUAGAAGUGCACCCUAAAGAUAAUGAAUAUUGGUUUGGUCUCAUUCCUCUCGAUUCAAGGGUGUUCCGGAUUCCUUUGCUCUUUCACUUACAGAUCCUUUUGGUUGGUUUAUCAUCUUUUAUGGUCUGGUUGUCAACGUCCCAUAGAGUGGAAAAGCAAGAGUUGCACGGACUUCACCAGUUGAUUAAUUGGUCCAUUGCUGGUUUUGCAAUGGUCCUUCCUCUUUUUUCAGCGCCUGCUCUCUUGCCUCGGCUUACUUCCAUAUUCCUUGGUUUUGCACCUCCAUUCUUGCUAUUGUCAAUUGGAUAUGAAGCUCUUUUUUAUGGUGCUCUUGCUCUUGCACUUAUGGGCUGGAUAUUAUUUGAGAAUGCUAAUCUUUACAUACUCAAGGGGAAACUGUCACCAAAUGCACUUGAAGUAAUGGAGGAUAGCAUGUAUCUUCCAGAGUUUGAUAGAUAUCUGGAGUUAUCCGAUAUAAGAAUCCCACUAGUCUUUAUGGCCUUUUUCAAUGUUGCAUUUUUUGGAACGGGUAACUUUGCAAGCAUUGCGAGUUUUGAGAUAUCUUCUAUCUAUCGGUUCAUCACAAUUUUCAGUCCGUUUUUGAUGGCCGCACUCCUAAUUUUCAAAUUGCUCAUACCCUUCAUACUUGUGAUAUGUGCAUUUAGUGCAAUAACUAAGUUGAUCCGUGUUCCACUAGUGGGAUGCUAUUUUCUCGUAAUUUUGUGCUCUGAUGUAAUGACGAUCCAUUUCUUCUUCUUGGUACGAAAUACAGGAAGCUGGAUGGAAAUUGGCAACAGCAUUAGUCAUUUUGGAAUUAUGAGUGCUCAGGUUGUGUUUGUGUUGUUGCUCUUUGUUCUCACAAGCAUAUAUACGAAAGACGUACGGACGAAACCAGCUCGUCGAGUUUUGCAGAAAGAAAUGUGAUUCAAAUACAUUCCUUAUCAUUCUCGUGUUUUAGAAUUAUUGACUCUAUUACAAUGUACGUAAUAGUAUCUAUUCGUACGUCUUCUCAACCUACUAAAACACAGAGAAUCAUUGUUGUUGGGUUC
Cuscuta campestris is the source of this 1156-nucleotide messenger RNA. NCBI's taxonomy places the organism in Eukaryota, Viridiplantae, Streptophyta, Magnoliopsida, Solanales, Convolvulaceae. The record is from the annotation of a GenBank genome assembly.